CAAGUCAAUUUCCAUUAGUAUAUAAUAAAUAUGUUAAUAUUAUCGAUUUCUUCCUUCUUGCACUCGAUUCUGACAAAUCUCAGAUGAAUCAAAAGGGGUCUGAUUUAAAAGGAAAUAAUAAAGUGUUUAACGCUUGUUCAAACUCAAGAACUUCGUUUAAUUACCCGCCGUGGAGACGACUGUUUAUCAGGAAAACGUCUAUCUUUCACAGUCUCACUGUCUCAUACAAACUUGAGGCUCGAUCCCUAUGAUAUCAAGUUUAUGGGCGUCGACUACCCGAUUUUGGCGAGUCUACAAAAACGCUUUAGCAUCCGUUUACAAAGAGUUAAGUUUGAAAAUGGUUUUUUGAUUCAAAUCCACCUAUUGGUAUGGCUGGGUUCUUUGUUCUCUUAACUUCCGCCAAGCUACACCCGUCACGUGAUACCUCGAAAGCACGCGAGAUCAGAUUGAAUUAUAGUUAUCACUUUAAUUUUAUGUCAUUGCUUGAUCGUUUACUUUCGAAGCCAUGCAUUACUUAUCUUGAUUUCAUAACAAAAUCAAGUGAUCAGUUUAGUUUCGAAUAACAUAAGUUAUGUCAAACUACUCCAAAAAGCAUGUAUUCCUGUUUCUACUCGUGGUGUUCGACCAUUAGCAUAUCAAUAGACUAGCCUAUURGAUUUACCUAAGAGAGGAUAUGUGUUMUAUAAUGUAUCGYCGUUACCGAAAAAUCCKCGAAAAAUGUUACACGACGCAAUACACCUAAACCCUGGAAGUUUCAAAAGUCAAGGKGCUGUUCAGUUUAACAGAGGGGAUCAUAGUUGUUAUAGUCUAUAAACAUCAAGUUUAAAGUUUCAUUGUAUUUCCAUAUAAGCACUGUAUAUCAAUGCAGUUCUWCCGAAGUCACUAGUCCCGUGAAGUAGAUGUUCGACCUCAUUUGUACUUUUCUCUCCGCGUAUUUUUUCAUAGUUUGUCCGCGGCCUAAUUAAUGAAACCAUAAUUGAUUUUUAUUGUUUUCUUUUCUUUAGCCCUCGUUGCUUUCCUUUUGUAAUUACUGCAUUAUAUCUUUAUUUCUCUGGUUAUAAUUUUACCUAGUUUGGUUGGUUACACAUUGCAGCUUCUCCUAUAUUAGUGCAACACUGAAUAGUUUUCAUUAAUCUUCAGGAUUGACAGUAAUAAACGAAAACAAGAUGUGAAGUUACUUCCAGAAACGCUUUAGAUUUUUGCGUCCACGAGUUUUAGUAUGUCAUAGGUUCCUCGUUCUCGAGUUAUGUUGCAAGAAUCGCCUGUAAAAGACAUUCGUAAUCACUUAUAGAUAGGGACCUCUACAGCGGAAAAAUUUGCAAUAUGUACAAAAACCUUUGGUACAACGUAACCCCAGUUUGUGUGAAUUGAACAUCGACGGAAGGAAUAGUCGAGGGAUCUUGUAAGCAACGAAGACCUCGUCAUGUCACCAGAAAGGCAGCGUCUCCGACCAUGGCUUGAAGAUCGCAUCAACAGUGGUGAAGUACCUGGAUUAAGGUGGCUGGACCCAGAGAAAACGAAGUUCCGUGUUACCUGGAAACAUGCUGGUAAACCAGAUUUCAAUCUCGAAACGGAUGCCGUCUUGUUUCGAAUGUGGGCUGAGCAUACUGGRAAGUACAAGCGAGGAGAGCAGCCCGAUCCCUCGACAUGGAAGACGAGGUUUAGAUGUGCUUUACAUAAGAUGCCAGAUAUUGAGGAGAUUCGUAUACCACACAGCCUUGAUGAGAAUGAACCAUUUAGGGUAUUUCGCCUUAAACCUAAAGUAACUACAUCCAAACCGCGCAGACACUCCAUCAACACUAACCAUAAAUUCCCAACAUUACCUCCCUACUCUUCAACUCCUCCACUCGAUUUCAGUCAUCCUCCACCAUAUCAGAUGCGCAAUGGUUUCCAUGGUAAUAUGACAAAGAGCACUAUUCCCAUGAGUGAUUUGUGGUCAUCGCUCCCCCCGAUCAGCGGUCACAUGUCAACUCACACAAACUCCAAUGACUUCAGCAGUAUCAUGCUUGAGGAUAUUGAUCGCAUUACACCUACUAUCCCUCCCAUCCCUUUGWCUUUUUCCUUUGACCAGUCAGUGGAUCACUUUAAACAACAACAGCCUGCACCAGCGUUGAACGAUGAUUUCUUCAACAACAAUGACCAGUACAGCACUUAUGAACCAACACUGACAGAACUCCACAGCGUGUCCAGGGGGGAGCAAUUUAGCUACUCUGGGGGUGGUAUUAGUGACGGGAUGUCGUACAACAACAAUAUGACUUACAACAUGGUAGGAAAUGCAUGCCAGAACAUGGUAUACCAUGGACUAAAUGGGCCUAACCCCGGUCACCAGAUGGGACAUGCCAAGAUGUUUCAUAUACCAACAGAUGUGGUGCAAGAGAUGGUCGACCCGACUAUAUCAAACUUAUCAAGCGASUUUGUAAGUAGUACCAUGGAAUAUUCUACAUCAAGCACCGAGACGCAAUCUUUCGCACUAGCACCUGUAGGUAAAGAUAACGAAGAAGCAUUAGAUAACAUUACCAACCAAAUACAAACCAUGACCAUGAACAAAACAGAAAACAUUUGGUCCUGUCGAGUUUACUACCACAACAAAGAAGUAAGUACAUUCGAACUGAGCAGCAAGCAAACAUGCAGAAUAACCUACCAGAAACCGGAGAACCAGGCUCAUGAUUCAAGUUUAAAUCGGUCAGGCAAGGUCGUACUAUUGCCUGAGAGCCCUAGUUCUGACAAAGACAUACAAGCUGUUCUAGAACGUUUCAACAAUGGCCUCAUUAUAGAGAUGAUGCUUAAUGGAGUCACGUGGGUUACAAAGACCUGUCAAUCAAAGGUCUAUCUAUCACGUGGUGCAGAGAACAUCACUAAGCUGCCAUAUGAAGUUAGAACUGAAGUGUUUGAAGAGUGGAAGUCCAACAACAAGACGUUUGUGUUAUCGCUGGGUGAAGAACCUCAUGAAGCGUUAGUUAAACUAGUUUUUUUACCUGUACAUGAGCGAACUAUGGAACAAAAACCAUGCCUUUUGCAAGGAAUUUAUCCAAGUCAGUUGUAGUGUUAUUAUCAAAGUUUGUUUCUUACGAGAAAUUAAAAUAAUCGAUUCUUUUGAAACAUGCAGUAAUGAGAGAGAGUGACUAAGAUAUCAUUUAGUCUCGCAGUUAUUUUUAUACUGUAAAGACUUUAAAUAGACCAUCUUGUAUCAAGAAUUAAGAAAACACAAAGACAAUAUUGCAUAGGGGAGACAAGUUCUCCUCUCAACACAUGCAUGUUGACGACUACAAUACGAGGCGACUAUGAAGUCUUUAUUCCUUUCAUUAACUCAUAAAUCUAUAUCGUUAUUGCCCCCAAAGCGGUCCUCCUGACUGAGACAAUUGGUCUAUUUGCAAUGUGUUCCAGACAGUAACUGAGGUGAACUAAUUAAAAGAGAGUGAUAUCGAUAAAGUCAGACUUGGCUGUGAUGGGCGAGGUCAUCUCUAGGUUGCACAUGCAAUGGUCGUAUAAUAACUCUGAAUAGUUUGUCUCCAGAAGCUUAAGACACAAAGAGCUCUAAAAAAUGCUUGAUAGUGUCCAAAAUGAAUACCUUCUGGGAUUUUAUAUUUUGAUAUAAUAACGUAGUUUAAGAUGUAAUUGAUAAUGUCAUGUACUCGUAUGAUGGAUGGGUAUCUGCUUGGAGGGAACCAAUAGUCGAAUACAAAAGUCAACAGUUUUAAUGUGCUUGCUUAGCCGUGGUAACAAACACUUUCAAUGUGUAAAGUAAUUGCCAUUAAGAUAUUCGCUGUAUAGUUGCUUAGUGGAGAGUGUGCAGCGAGGUGCAGUGGGCUUUGUACUAGCCUACACUUCCGCUAAGAUACAACAGCUCACGUGAGCUCCCAAUGAAAAAAAAAACAUUCAUUAUCAAAGAUAAUCAAUCAAAACGUGAAAAGCACUUUGCAUUGGUAUUAAUAAUGAAAAUGUGUUGUAUUUUUAAGAUGUUUAUUGAAUGAUAGAAUUCCUGGAUAUGUUUCUAUCGUAGACUAGUUUAGUAUUUAAUCUMAUUAAAUAGUUUGAUGAUC
Molecule: messenger RNA, 4040 nt
Organism: Exaiptasia diaphana
Lineage: Eukaryota; Metazoa; Cnidaria; Anthozoa; Actiniaria; Aiptasiidae
Exons: 10
Coding region: 1424-3043 (539 amino acids)
Biological process (GO): regulation of transcription by RNA polymerase II; immune system process
Cellular component (GO): nucleus
Molecular function (GO): RNA polymerase II cis-regulatory region sequence-specific DNA binding; DNA-binding transcription factor activity, RNA polymerase II-specific; protein binding
Source: RefSeq, a predicted model, not a curated record